Molecule: messenger RNA, 2055 nt
Organism: Humulus lupulus (European hop)
Lineage: Eukaryota; Viridiplantae; Streptophyta; Magnoliopsida; Rosales; Cannabaceae
Product: UDP-glucose iridoid glucosyltransferase-like
Exons: 2
Coding region: 347-1711 (454 amino acids)
Molecular function (GO): UDP-glycosyltransferase activity
Source: RefSeq, a predicted model, not a curated record
UCAUGUUUCCAUCCAGAGUUGGUAUUACAAUUUAUUUUCCCUUGCUUUCUAUAUUUUCUAUACUUUUUCCAUUUGUCUUUUAUUAAGCCCCCUCUUCUAAAAUAAAUAAAUAAAUAAAUAAAGUCAUUUUCACUCGACCAAAUUCAAGUGAUAAACCGUAAACUCUCCACCCUGAUUUGUGUGCCACCCGUAUGGACUUGGCCCAUCUUUCUCUGCUUUUUAUCAUCUCUUUCUGAUAGACUCAUGUCUUCAAUCCAACUCCAAUUUCGAACUUCGAUCUCUUUCUGAUCCAACAUUAGUACCCAAAUCUCAAAAACGAACUAUUACUAUUUUCUAAGACUGAGAAAUGGGAAAACAAACAGAGAAAUGUUUUGGUUUGGUGGUACUUGUCCCCUGUCCAUAUCAGGGUCAUAUUAAUCCAAUGCUUCAGCUGGGCACAGUUCUUCAUUCCUUUGGCUUCUCAAUAACUGUCGUUCACACCAUUUUCAACUCUCCUGACCCUAAAAACCACCCUCAUUUUAUCUUUGUCCCAAUCUCUCAUGGCUUAUCGGAUCAAGAUAUUGCUUAUGGGCAAAUAGUGGAUAACAUAGUAGAAAUGAAUUAUAAUUGCAAGGAGAAUUUCAGACACUUCUUGGAAAAACUUGUUAUGAAUGAAGCGCACGGUGAGAAAAUCAGGUGCAUAAUAUCAGAUGAACUCAUGUUCUAUGCUGAAGCUGUGGCCGUCGAUCUGAACCUGCCAAGCAUUAUCCUGCGAACCACAAGCGCUGCCACUUCUUAUGCUCGGUGCGCCCUUGUGAGAUUCAUUACACAAAGCAGUGUUCUUUUCGAAGGUUCAGAUUCUCAUGAUCUUGUGCCAGAGCUCCAUCCCCUGAGAUUUAAAGAUCUGCCAUUUUCUCUGAGUAAAGAUUUUGGUAAAUUUGCAGAACUAAUGGGUACCGUGUACGGCAAAAGGAGUUCUUCCGCCAUCAUUUGGAACACUUCGAAAUGCCUUGAAGAGUUAACUUUAGAGAAAAUCCAACAACAAUCUCACGUACCAAUCUUCCCAAUAGGUCCUCUACAUAUGAUAGUACCAUUCAAUAUCUCAAGUAGCCUAAUUACAGAGGACAGAACCUGCAUUUCCUGGCUUGACAAACAACCCCAUAGGUCAGUCAUUUAUGUGAGCAGCUCCGGCAGCAUAGCAGCCUUGACUGAGAAAGAAGUAGCUGAAAUCGCUUGGGGACUAGCCAACAGCAACCAAUCCUUCUUAUGGGUCGUUCGGCCCGGUUCAGUUUGCGGCUCGGAUUGGAUUGAGCUGUUGCCUAAAGGGUUCCAAGAUUCUGUUGGAGAUAAGGGAUGCAUUGUGAGAUGGGCAUCCCAAAGGGAAGUGUUGGCUCAUCCUGCUGUUGGGGGGUUCUGGAGCCAUUGUGGUUGGAACUCAACACUUGAAAGUAUAGGUGAAGGAGUUCCUAUGUUAUGUAAACCAAGUUUUGGUGAUCAAAGAGUUAAUGCUAGGUAUGUGAGUUAUGUUUGGAGAGUUGGGUUGGAAUUGGAGGAGUUAGAGAGAGGAGAAAUUGAGAGAGCUGUGAGAAGAUUGAUUUUGGAGAAUGAAGGGAAUGAGAUGAGAGAAAGAGUCAAGGAAAUGAAGAAGGAAAUUGAAGACACUAUACAGCAAGGUAAUGCUUCUAACAGUUCGUUGACAGAGCUUGUCAAUUUCAUCAUGUUACUUAACUAAAGUAAAUAUUUUAUCAUUAACGAUGGCGGCUUUUGUGCCAUAAAUGAAAACUAGAAAAACAGGUGCAUUUAAUUUGCUCGCAUUGGAAAUGGAGACCAAUUUUCAAAUAAUGAUGGGGUAGGUAGACUGUACACACACUUAUGCUCUAGUUAUACAAUUUCGCACCUAUGGUCAAUUUCCCUGUCAUGAAGUAAGAUAUAACACAGGUAUCGCCAAAUACAAUGCACUUUUAUUUUUAUCAAUAUAUAUAUAUAUAUAUAUAUAUUAACAACACGUUUGGUUCCAUUUAUGAAAUAGAUACGUUUGGUACCAUGGAAUGGAAUCAUACAUACAUUGUUUUGUUU